Messenger RNA from Helianthus annuus (common sunflower), 1781 nucleotides. RefSeq names its product SRSF protein kinase 3. The transcript is spliced from 4 exons. The record is from RefSeq and is a predicted model, not a curated record. Gene Ontology annotation, biological process: regulation of mRNA processing; spliceosomal complex assembly; protein phosphorylation. The coding region runs from base 252 to 1538 and encodes 428 amino acids. Gene Ontology annotation, molecular function: ATP binding; protein kinase activity. Lineage: Eukaryota; Viridiplantae; Streptophyta; Magnoliopsida; Asterales; Asteraceae.
AGUUUGGAAAAGUGAAUGAAUAAUCAAUCAAUCAACCCAACCCAUCAACCAAACUUCAAAAAGACAGGACUUCAAGAGAACCAAAGAAUUUAAACAAAGAGCAAAAAGUGGAGAAAGAUUUGGAUUGAAGGCCACUACUUUCCCCAAAUUUCUCCCAAUUCUUCCUCAAUAUACACAACUCAUCAUUCAAACUCCUUCUUCCUCAAUCCAUCAAAACUCAUCAAUCAAUCAAUCAUUUCAACCAAUCAAUCAUGUCCUGUUCAUCCUCAUCGGCAUCUGAAGACGAUGAGGACUUCGAUUCCUACCGCAAAGGAGGCUACCACGCCGUCCGAGUCGGCGAUUCGUUCGCCUCCGGUCGGUUUAUCGCCCAACGGAAGCUCGGUUGGGGCCAGUUCUCCACCGUUUGGCUUGCGUACGAUACACAAACAUCUAAAUAUGUUGCACUCAAGAUCCAGAAGAGUGCACCUGAAUUCGUGCAAGCGGCACUCCAUGAGAUUGAGAUUUUAUCUGCACUUACGGAAAACGACCCUAAGAAUGAGAAAUGUGUUGUGCAAUUAGUGGAUCAUUUUAAACACAGGGGUCCGAACGGGCAGCAUUUAUGUAUGGUGCUUGAGUUUCUUGGUGAUAGUAUAUUGCAUCUCAUCAGAUAUAACCGUUACAAAGGGCUUAACUUGUAUAAAGUAAGGGAGGUGUGCAAAUGCAUAUUGAUAGGACUUGAUUAUAUACACAGAGAACUUCGGAUAAUACAUACAGAUUUAAAGCCCGAAAAUAUACUUCUUAUGUCUACUGUAAAUCCGUCGAAAGACCCUAUUAGAUCAAACACGGCCCCUAUUCUUGAACGGCCGGAGGGAAGUUUGGCCGGUGGAGGAGCGGUUAAUGUGAUUGAAAAGAAACUGAAGCAGAGAGCGAGAAGAGCAGUGGCUAAAAUCGCAGCUGAAAGACGAGGUAUGAUAGGAGGUUGUGCACCAGAAGUGAAACCUGAAAGAUGCCUUGAUGGUAUUGAUUUUAGGUGUAAGAUUGUGGAUUUGGGAAAUGCGUGUUGGGCUGAUAAACCGAUUGCGGAAGAAAUUCAAACGAGACAGUAUCGAGCCCCUGAAGUUAUACUACAAUCUGGGUACUCGUUCCCGGUUGAUAUGUGGUCAUUUGCUUGCACUGCUUUUGAACUCGCUACUGGGGAAAUGAUGUUUGCUCCGAAGCCAGGACCAGGUUUCAGUGAAGACGAGGACCACCUUGCUCUAAUGAUGGAACUUCUAGGAAAGAUGCCUAAGAAGAUAGCCACUGGAGGAGGUCGAUCCAAAGAUUACUUUGAUAGACACGGUGACCUUAAAAGGAUCCGUAGACUCAAACACUCAUCACUGAGUCGUUUACUCAUUGACAAAUUCAAGUAUUCCGAAACUGAUGCUCGUGAAUUUGCGGAGUUCUUGAAUCCUAUUCUUGAUUUUGAUCCCGAGAAACGACCAACGGCACAGCAGUGUUUGCAACACCCUUGGCUCUGCCAAACUGCCGCCAAGACGGCGGCCGAAAAAAGUAAUAGCUGACAUGGUUGAAUUUUGGGAUGAUGAUUAUGGUGGGUAAGUAAAGAAGUGAUUAGAAGUUGUUUUUUGUUGCAGCUUGUUGCCCCAUUUCUUCCCACCUGUGUUUUGUUUACAUAUUUUGUUUGUGAAAUUGAAUAAUAUCUGAUUAUGUUUUGAAUUAACUACGAUGUAAUAUAGACGUAUAUAGUUUACAUAUAUAAUUUGAUAGUGAAGUGAUUGGGGUUUUGUGUUAACCCUUAUCGAGAA